AUGGGUAAUGCAACGAGCGUCAAUACAACAAGCAAGCCAAAGGGGAACCACACUGAGGUCACAAGUGCUCAGUCGACUCCGACAAAAGGCAGUCUGGCGGGCCCUUCCACUGCGCAGAACGGCACACAUGCUGGAAGUGCUGGCGAAGGCACCAGCAAGCAGGCCAGUGCCAGUGCUGGAGAAGCCAAUCAGUCAGGGGCAGUAACAAGCAAGAAGGGAGAGGAGAAGAAGGAUAGAAAGAUCGACUCUGCCUUCCCCAAGGUCCCCCUCAAGGUGGUACACGACAACGCAAACUCGUCGUUGAGCAGCAAAAAACACAGUUCGGCAAGCAAAGGAAAGGGCGACGGAGAUGGCUUGACGGUUCCAACUGCUUGGAACGCAGCAUCAUUGAUCCCACGUACCCGCUUCUGUGGAACCGUCGAGAACACCAAUAAAACGAAAGAUGAGAUGAGCCGGAAACUGACCAAAGAACGGCUGCAUGUGCUCAAGAAGCAAAGCAAAAAUGGCGUCUUGGCUGUCCAGAAGAAGAAUGUCGACGUCGUCUUCCACGUAACGCACGACGGCAACGAUGGCAAUGUUUCUGACAGUACAAUCUCAGAUCAGAUCAAGGAAAUGAACCAGGCCUACGCAAACUAUGGCUUCUCAUUCACGUUGACCAACACGACACGCAGCGACAACAAAACAUGGUUCCACGGUGUAACGUCAGGCAACAGUCUCGAGACGGACAUGAAGAAGGCUCUGCGAGUCGGUGACGCAAGUAUUCUCAAUCUCUAUACCGUAAAAUUUCCCGACAACCUUUUGGGCUUCUCCACCUUUCCCUUUGACUACGACGAUGCGCCCAACAGCGACGGUGUCGUGUUCCUCUACUCGACUAUGCCUGGCGGCGAUGCGCAGGGUUACAACCAGGGAAAGACGGCCGUGCACGAGGUCGGCCACUGGUUGGGACUCUACCACACGUUCCAGGGUGGAUGCGCUGACCCAGGCGAUUCUGUCGACGACACGCCGCCGCAAGCUGAGCCAACGAGUGGGUGUCCUACGAAGAAGGACACAUGCACCGGCGACAGCCUACCCGAUCCCAUCCACAACUACAUGGACUACAGCUCGGAUCCGUGCCUCAACCAGUUUACCCAAGGUCAGGCCGUGAGGAUGGAUGCCCUGACGUCACAUUAUCGCAAGCUCUGA
Molecule: messenger RNA, 1182 nt
Organism: Acaromyces ingoldii
Lineage: Eukaryota; Fungi; Basidiomycota; Exobasidiomycetes; Exobasidiales; Cryptobasidiaceae
Product: zincin
Exons: 2
Coding region: 1-1182 (393 amino acids)
Molecular function (GO): metallopeptidase activity
Source: RefSeq, a predicted model, not a curated record